Molecule: messenger RNA, 1278 nt
Organism: Helianthus annuus (common sunflower)
Lineage: Eukaryota; Viridiplantae; Streptophyta; Magnoliopsida; Asterales; Asteraceae
Exons: 5
Coding region: 196-924 (242 amino acids)
Source: RefSeq, a predicted model, not a curated record
UCAAUCCUUUUCGAGCUUCCCCAGUCUUUCCUCCUUCUCUCUUCACCGUCUGCCUCUCAUUCAAAUACGUUUCACCCACACCCACACCCACACACACACUCCAGAAUCAUCUUCCUCUUCAAUCCUCUGUUUUUUCUAGGGUUUCUGCAAAACAGGAUAAAGAUCGAAUCUUUCAAGUUCAAUUUCAACAAACUCAUGGUGAGUCCAAUUGGGAAAAUGGAGCAUCAAGAUUUUGGUCCACCAUGGUUGAUACCAAUGCUAAAAGCUGAUUACUUUGCUACUUGUCGUUUCCAUGGUGAUGCUAACAAAAGUGAAUGCAAUCUGUUCUGUCUAGAUUGCUGUGGUGAUGCUCUCUGUUCUUACUGUUUGACCCACCACAAAGAUCAUCGUGUUGUGCAGAUUCGGCGAUCGUCGUACCAUAACGUGGUUAGGGUGAAUGAGAUUCAAAGAUUUUUGGACAUUACAUGUGUGCAAACCUACAUUAUCAAUAGUGCGAAGAUCGUGUUCUUGAACGAACGACCACAGCCAAGACCCGGGAAAGGAGUCACCAACCAUUGUGAGAUUUGCGGCCGGAGCCUUGUUGACGCCUUUCGGUUUUGUUCCCUUGGUUGCAAGCUUGGUGGCAUGAAGCGUGGUGAUCGCGAAUUGAGCUUCACACAAAGGAUGAAACAUGGUCGGGAUGGUUAUGAGCCAGACGAGCCAGUGACCCCCAAGAAAGUGCGAAAGCCGCAUGUGUUCAAUCAGCUUAUCGACACCCCUAUGUUUCAGUAUAAUCUUUAUGCUAGAAACGGUAAUUCUGAAAUGUCGUGUUCGUCUACAUCGGGCGAUGAAACCACCCACAACAUGUCUCCGGGAACCCCACCGAUAUCCAAUCACCGGAAUUCCAGUAGGAGAAAGGGCAUACCUCGGCGUGCACCAUUUUAAUAACCGCAGUGAAAGAAAAACAAAGGUGGUGUGGAGUUUAACCUUCAUGUAUUCGUCGCGUGCUAUGGUUUUAUUAUUUUGUGACGAGGUUUUUGAGGGUUCAAGGUUUACUCUAUAGAAAGGUGAAUAUACAUAUGAACAUAUAGUAUAGUUGUGAAAAAGAAAAAUGAUAUAUAAUGGUUACUAUAACUUAGAAUAAGGUUUUGUGUUUAUUGUCAUACAUACACAUGUGGUUGAAGUUGGGAAGAAAGAAGGUGAAAAUUGUAUACUAAAUGUACAGGAGUCCUUGCAAUGUAUAUGUAGAAUAUUGUGAAUGGUUAUAACUUGGUUUAUGAAGCCAAAACUUAAUAGUAA